GUGGUACAAAACCAAUAAAAAUUGGAUAUGAAGAAAAUCCAUAUUUCUUAAAAACGAGUGUUUUUAUCGUAGUAGAUGUGAUAGUUAAUUCAUUUUUGUCCUUCAAUUUAACCUAUAUUCUUUCGAUGAAUUAACACUUUUCAACUUAAUAGUUUCGAGCAGUGAUUCGCACAGCUUGUUGCUGUAGAUUUAUAAAAUGUCGGGCGACCACAAAACUCUGAUAAAAGGAAGUCCAUCGCAGUAUGUUAAACUAAACGUCGGCGGUACUCUUUUUUAUACCACCAUUGGAACAUUAACUAAAAGUGACACCAUGCUUAGAACAAUGUUCAGCGGCAGGAUGGAAGUUCUCACAGAUUCCGAAGGUUGGAUCCUGAUUGACCGGUGUGGUAAACAUUUUGGCACAAUUUUGAACUACCUCCGAGAUGGUACAGUUGCAUUGCCAGACAGCUAUCGUGAAGUAAUGGAGUUGCUGGCUGAAGCCAAAUAUUUUUUGAUUGAAGAACUUACAGAUUCUUGCCAACAAGCCCUUGCGAAAAAAGAACGAGAGGCAGAACCCAUAUGUAGGGUUCCUUUGAUUACUUCCCAUAAGGAAGAACAGUUGCUUAUUAUGUCCACUUCAAAGCCUGUGGUGAAACUGCUUAUAAAUAGACACAAUAAUAAAUAUUCUUACACCAGCACAUCUGAUGACAACUUACUUAAGAACAUUGAGCUCUUUGAUAAAUUAUCAUUAAGAUUCAGUGGCAGGGUUCUGUUCAUAAAAGAUGUCAUUGGUUCUAAUGAGAUAUGCUGCUGGUCAUUCUUUGGGCAUGGGAAAAAAUGUGCAGAGGUUUGUUGCACAUCUAUUGUAUAUGCAACUGAUAAGAAACACACAAAAGUUGAGUUUCCAGAAGCUAGAAUUUAUGAAGAAACAUUGGGAAUUUUAUUGUAUGAAAGCAGAAAUGGUCCUGAUCAAGAUCUAAUACAAGCAACAUCAUCUCGCGGUGCAGUAGGAGGGCUUUCUUGUACCAGUGAUGAAGAGGAAGAGCGCUCUGGCUUGGCUCGACUUCGAUCAAACAAGCAGAAUAACCAAUCUUAGCGGUUACAGUCAGGCUUGGCGCGCCUUCGGAGCUCUAAACGGACAAAUGUCUGAUACCAAGCUGGUUUCUUUAUGCCAUUCUGUUGGCUACCAUGCUUGGGUCUGUAGAAAUCAAUGAGCUGUGCCCAUGCCCUAAUCUAUAUGGGUUUCUCCUUCUGUGAGCUCUCUUUGGUAUGCUGGUAGGUCUUUUAAUGUGGAAUAAGAAAGCAUUUAUGAUUCAGAAGCUGGAGAAUUUAAGAGAUGGACUACUAUUCUGUGUAAACAUAUCCAUUUUGUGUUUAGUGGAUGUUUGUGACAAGGUAGUUAAUAGUGCAUCUAAUGACAGAUAUUACAAAAAUGUAAGGCAUGAUUUGACAAUCAGUAAUUUUUUUACUUCACAAAGAUUUCAUCUAUCUUGUAAUUAUGAAUUUAAGACUCGAACUGUAAAAUAG
This is a messenger RNA of Chilo suppressalis (striped riceborer), 1506 nucleotides long. NCBI's taxonomy places the organism in Eukaryota, Metazoa, Arthropoda, Insecta, Lepidoptera, Crambidae. The record is from the annotation of a GenBank genome assembly.